Molecule: messenger RNA, 2992 nt
Organism: Cylicocyclus nassatus
Lineage: Eukaryota; Metazoa; Nematoda; Chromadorea; Rhabditida; Strongylidae
Source: the annotation of a GenBank genome assembly
UUUCCCGUUCAGAAUUCGAAUUUGCAGCGUAACAUGCCCACGUGAAAUGCUAGUCGUCGUCAUAUUUUUCGCGUUCGGAUCAGCAAUGGAAUUUGUGCCGUUUCGCCCCAGCGAGCAGUACAGAUGUGGAUUAUUUCUGCAGAAGAGUAUCGACGACAAAACUCUCAACUAUCUUUAUUCUGGAAUCAAUCACCUAUUGUCGCUGUUCUCGAACAAAUUUCCUCAUAAAGAUCUUCUGAAUCGGCAAGCUCUGCUAGGAGACCUCAAGGAAAUCCAAGUGUCCAUCGAGACGAAGUACACAGAUUGGUGGAUAUGGCAAAGAACCUGGAUUGUUUUCGCUGGUAUCCUGCUCGUAAUUGGAGCGCUCGUGCCAAUUAUCUAUCUACUAUACAGGUUUUGUGUAUGCUGUUGUUUUUCUCGAAAACAAGCAAAGCAAACCACCGAUUCGCGGUACGAUGGGUGUAAGCGAAAUUUACUCAAUGCAAUUAUGACGGUUCUGGUAUUCUUAGAUGUAUUCGCUGCAGCUACACUUCUGAUCACAGAACAGCAUGCCGAGUACGGGUUGGAACAGCUUCCUAGUCGUUUGAAUUACUGUAUUGAUGAUCUGAAUCUGUACAAAAGAAAUACAGACACGAGAAUACGAAAACUGCUGAUUGACGACUAUCAGAUGUUGAAUCGUACGAUAGCUGGACAGAUGUCGAAUGCUGGACGUAAGAUGAUACAGACAGUGAAAAAGCUCACCGGAGCUCAAAGCGUGGAUGCGUUGAUGAAUAUAAGCGACAAUGCUGCGGAAAUUCAUCAGAGCUUGCUUGAGACAAAUAAACAGCUGAAGUUACUCCUUGCAGAUUAUUCACAUUUUGAGGUGGAAUACGGUCGCAUGCGACAAACACUGGGAGGAGAACUGCGUCAGUGUAUAAAUGACGAAAUUGACUCUGUAAAAACAUUGUGUCAUAAAGCUGAGAAACUUUUAGGGGAUUUGGCACCGGUUCCAUUCAAAUUGGCUACGAAAGGCUUUGCGGAGGACGUGGACCUUGCCUUGGAUCUGAUCGAAUCCGCGGGUAUACCGCAGCUGCUCGGCGAUACUGUGAAACGUUUCAAUACAAUGGAGAAUAAGCUGCAAACGGAAGUGGACAAAAAAGUGCACUCAUCACAAACUGUUCUGAAACAAAUUGCUGACAAUCUAUUCGUUAUUGCCGAAAAGAUUUCUACCCAAAUUCGACAAAUAAACUUCGAUAGUCUGUACGAUAUCGUGACCUUUGCCUCUGAUUCGAAGGACAAUCCCGCUACCACCUACAUACAUUAUAGUAGAUGGGUGUCGCUUGCUCUCAUUUCGGUGUUCAUGCUCAUCGCAUUUUGUUUUCUGCUUGGUCUGUUCUACGGUAUCUGCGGACGAAGACCGACUUUCUACAAUGACGACUGUUGUGUGCGCUCAACCGGAGGAAAAUUCUAUUCAUGCGGUAUAUGGAUGACUGUCCUUACCUUUACACUGUUAUCGGCAGUCACCGCGGUACUAUUUUUUGUGGUUGGGAACACUUCCGACAUUCUUUGCGGAACACUUCGUGAUCCUCUUUCUCGACCGGAUAUUAUCGAGCUAGGAGAGCGAUACAUGGACAUAAUACGCAGCAAGAGGAAAUCAGUUGAUGACAUCUUGAAUCUUGUUGGAGACGUGCAACUUGUGGACCUGAUCCGAGCUUGUCAACGAAAUGAAACACUUUACGAAGUGUUCGAGCUUGACAAGCUUUACCACUUGAAACGAUUGAAGGUUUUCGAGAAGGAUGAGUACGAACAGCUAGAAGGGCUGCUCCAGAUUACGUUCGCCGACUUGCCGAGCUUCGAGUCUUUCAACAACACAAUCUCUACGAACUCAUUCGGUCGUUUAGAGCAACUUGCUGCAGUUGAAAUCCCAGAGAUAAAUAGGGCUAUAAUCACCGACAUCGAAGCUACUAUAUUAGCUCUGGAGCUAUCUGCAAAGGCCAAGUCAUUCGAAAGUGGUAUUGAUACGAAUUCGGACAGACCAAAAGUUGUGGCAUCCGUGAUAGAGCAAAUCCAGGCAAUUGACUCGCAUCUUGCACGUCCUCUUCGUUCGAAGCUUAGUACAUUAGCAAAGAAUUUGACGCAAAUCAAUGAAAAAAUUGCUCGAAUGAAGAUUCCCGUAGCAUCCCUGCUGGGUAAGCUGCAACAUUCUCAGGCGCUGCUUUCGGAAGAUCUUCGGGAGAGCUUACACAAAGCAGCCCGGCUACAGCUUCAAGAGAUUGUGACGAACGUCGACGCCUAUGUCGAUCAUGUUAAGCAUGAGAUGCAGCGCGAGGUAUCAUCAUGUACUCCCAUAAAGGAAAUCCUCUCAUCAUCAACGGCUGCAGUCUGUGAUCAUGCUAUUGAUCCCAUGAACGGGGUUUGGAUGGCAAUGCUUAUCAGUCUGCUGUGUCUGAUACCAGUUGUUGUGAUCUCGACCUCUCUUGUAAACCUAUACGACAAAAUGCAUUCCUAUCCAAAAUACGUUGUUGAAACUCCGCAGGACAAUCCUCACAUGUCUUCUUUUAUUACGGAUAUCUAUGAAACAAGGCAGAAACCUACCUACUCUCACUACGCCUACGGAACCAACUACCCUCGCAACUUCCGGUAGUACAAAUGUUAUGUACCUCAUUGCUCACCUGCAGAAUUGCGUGUUCCAAGAUGAUGCGCUUUCUGACCAUAAGUUCUCAAGGACCCGGGAUCGCUCUAUUUAUCGCUGUCGUGUUCUGAUUUGCAAAUGUAGCUUUUAGCAGUUUUACCGCCAUGAUUUCCAAGCGACAAUGAUAUACUCUGUGAAAUACGGGACGAAUCGUUACGAUAUUCCCGAUAGUCUGCAUCAUAUUAUUCCUACCUGUGUCAUUUCGUUGUAUUGUCGAUUACACUAUCAGAUUUUUGUCUUUCAUUAUGUGCCUUAUAGAUUGUAAUCUACCAAGAAAAAAUUUUCUUUUACCUUGAAAUUGUUAUAAAUGAUGAAUAAGUG